AUGCAGUCGCUGCUGCCUCUCGUGGCACUCGCCGCAUGGGGCCAAGUGACCCUCAUGGCUGCUGCUUCUUCAAGUGCUGCGGCUACGGCGACUGCAGUGGCAACCCGCGUGGGCAACGCGACGGACGACGCGAGGGCGCAGAUCACGUCGAAGGUCCACACGCCCGAGGACUUUGCGCUGGACGACGACUCCGAAGAGCGAGGACUUGCCGGCGAGACUGUUAAAAUUGCGGAGGGACUGUCGGGCUUGGCGAGUCGUCCGCUUUCCAACUGGAGGAGAGCCAUGGAGGCCGUGAAAAAGCAGCCAUUGCCUCCCAAAGAAAUGAAAACGUUUCUGCCUUCUGAGGAGGUACUCCCGGCACUUCGCACGCUCAAUAUACCCAUAAGGCAAUUCGCCGAGGGGAAAGGCGGCAAGUGGGUGCAGACAGGGGACGACUCGUGGAGGACAGCCUUUGGAGUGAAAGAAGGCGACCGUGUGACUGAUGCUACGGAGAAGGUGCUGGAGAAUGCGAGGGCCGCCAUAAAGAAGCACGCGGAAACUUACAAUCCGAAAACACGAAAGACAGAUCUGAGCCAGACGAAGGAUGAAAAAGUCUUAGGGGAGGAUGGCAAGAUCCUCGCACCGCUCGUUGGUCGAGAAAACCAAAUUUACCUCGACAAGGAUAAAAAAAUACGUGUGGUGACCUGCAGUGUCGUGGUAGAUAAAGAAGGAAAAGUCCUUCUCAUUAGCAGCUCGAACCCCGGAAAGAUUGAUGAUUGGCUUCUUCCCAAGGGCGGCUUGGAACGUACUGAUGAAACUGUGCCAGCGUCGGCGGAGCGUGAACUACUUGAAGAAGCAGGAGUCACAAGUGCAGCUCGUGCUUACAUCGGACCGAGGUAUGUCGAGGCGGGCGCGAAAGACAAAUACUACAUGCACGUUUUCAAAGUGGAAAGCCCGACUAAGCUUGAUAAGUGGGCGGAAAACAAGCGGCAGCGCAUAUGGGUUCCCUAUGCCGAUGCGAUCCGUCUCUUGAGGAAGAAACGUCCACAUCUGGCUGAGUUCGUGUACGAGGCUUCGAAGGUGAAAGCUACCGAGACGGUGAAGCACGCUUUGGCCCCUGCGUCGCCCAAGCUUAGCGCCAACUAG
Messenger RNA from Hyaloperonospora brassicae, 1125 nucleotides. The record is from the annotation of a GenBank genome assembly. NCBI's taxonomy places the organism in Eukaryota, Oomycota, Peronosporomycetes, Peronosporales, Peronosporaceae.